Messenger RNA from Xyrauchen texanus (razorback sucker), 2808 nucleotides. Its product is annotated as ornithine aminotransferase, mitochondrial-like. The record is from RefSeq and is a predicted model, not a curated record. Gene Ontology annotation, molecular function: identical protein binding; pyridoxal phosphate binding; L-ornithine transaminase activity. Gene Ontology annotation, cellular component: cytoplasm. NCBI's taxonomy places the organism in Eukaryota, Metazoa, Chordata, Actinopteri, Cypriniformes, Catostomidae. The transcript is spliced from 10 exons. The coding region runs from base 171 to 1505 and encodes 444 amino acids.
AUUUCACAUUUCUGAAGAAAUUGUUUAGAGAUCAAAUAGCGCUGCCACCAGUGACGUCAUGACGUCGAGUGACGCAGUUGACAUCAAUUUGAAUAUUCCGUGUCCAGGCAACGUGUGUCAGUCCGGAGCAGCUGAACCGACCCGCAGCAGUGAGAACCGAACGAGUCGCCAUGAACGGCGUGCACAGUUUGAUUCGGGGUGUCCGCAGAGUGACGCCCGCCCUGGGCCGUGCAGUGCAUUCUGGGACAAGUGCGUCCUAUUCGGUGGCGUCCAGAGCGAAACACGAGGAGCGUUCGCUGACGUCAGAGGAGGUGUACGCCCGCGAGGAUCGAUACGGCGCUCACAACUAUCACCCGCUUCCUGUGGCGCUGGAGAGAGGAGAGGGGGUGCACUUGUGGGAUGUGGAGGGUCGCAGGUAUUUUGAUUUCCUCAGUGCGUACAGCGCUGUCAAUCAGGGUCACUGUCACCCGAAAAUCAUCGCGGCCCUGACGGCUCAAGCGUCCAGACUAACGCUCACCUCCAGAGCGUUUUAUAACGACGUCCUGGGCGCUUACGAGCAGUUCAUCAGCACGCUGUUCGGAUACGAUAAAGUCCUGCCCAUGAACACGGGUGUGGAGGGCGGAGAAACGGCCUGUAAACUGGCCCGUAAGUGGGCGUACACUGUCAAGGGCGUUCCCAAAUAUGAAGCCAAGAUCAUUUUUGCAGAUGGGAACUUCUGGGGUCGGACGAUGGCGGCGAUCUCCAGCUCAACGGACCCCAGCAGUUACGAUGGGUUCGGCCCGUUCAUGCCUGGAUUUGAGCUCGUCCCGUAUAAUGACAUACCUGCACUGGAGAAAGCGUUGCAGGAUCCGAAUGUGGCAGCGUUCAUGGUGGAGCCCAUUCAGGGUGAGGCGGGUGUCGUGGUUCCUGAUCCGGGUUACCUCACCAAAGUCAGAGAACUCUGUACUAAACACAGUGUUCUGUUCAUCGCUGACGAGGUUCAGACGGGUUUGGCUCGUACAGGUCGUCGUCUGGCUGUCGAUCAUGAAGCUGUGAGACCUGAUAUAGUGGUGCUGGGAAAAGCUCUGUCAGGAGGCGUGUAUCCUGUGUCUGCUGUGUUGUGUGAUGAUGAUGUGAUGUUGACCAUUAAACCAGGAGAACACGGAUCAACAUACGGAGGAAACCCUCUCGCCUGCAGAGUCUCUAUCGCCGCCCUGGAGGUUCUGGAGGAGGAGAAUCUGGCAGAGAACGCAGAGCGGAUGGGUCAGAUCCUCCGCGCGGAACUCGACAAACUGCCGCGAGAGGUGGUGAGCGCGGUGAGAGGGAAAGGACUCCUGAACGCCAUCGUCAUCAGAGAGACUGAAGAUUAUGACGCCUGGAAGGUGUGUCUGCGUCUCCGUGACAACGGGCUGCUGGCCAAGCCUACUCACGGUGACAUCAUCAGAUUUGCCCCGCCCCUCGUGAUAAAAGAGGACGAGGUCAGAGAGUGUGCGGACAUCAUCAGCAGAAGCAUCAUGUCGUUCUGAGACAUGUUUGUGAAAUUCUGUGACGUUUACUUUUUAAUUUCUUCAAAGGAAAAAUAAUGAAGUCAUAUUUAAAACAUAUUUUAAUGGUUGUUUUUCUAUAUAUAAUUUGAUGCACUUGAAUAGAAAUAAUCGAGUUUUGUCGCUGUAAUGAGGAUCGUGCACUAGCAUGAUUACACGAGCAUCAUGUGUGUGCUUCAAUCCUGCUGCGUAUAUAUGAAAUGAUAUUUUAAAGACAGAUCAUUGAGAAGAGACUGAAGACAUUCAGAGUUUGUGUCAUGUUCUGCAUUGUGUGUUUUACUCAUUUAACAAACAAUCUGUGAAACGAUACAUGAAUGUUAAACAAGUGUGUGUGUGUGUGUCUGUGAGUGAGUUAGUGUGUCUGUGUGUGUGUGUGUGUGUGUGUGUGUGUGUGUGUGAGUGUGUGUAGUGUGUCUGUGUGUGUGUGUGUGUGUGUGUGUGUGUGUGUGUGUGUGUGAGUGAGUUAGUGUGUCUGUGUGUGUGUGUGUGUGUGUGUGUGUGUGUGUGUGUGUGUGUGUCUGUGAGUGAGUUAGAGUGUGUGUGUGUGUGUGUCUGUGAGUGAGUUAGUGUGUCUGUGUGUGUGUGUGUGUGUCUGUGAGUGAGUUAGAGUGUGUGUGUGUGUGUGUCUGUGAGUGAGUUAGAGUGUGUGGUUGUGUGUGGGUGUGUUUGCGCUUGUGUGUUAGUGUGUGUGUUGUGCGUGUGUGAGUGAGUUAGUGUGUAUGUGUGUGUGUGCGUGUGUGUGUGUGUGUGUGUGUGAGUGUGUGAGUGAGUGUGUGUGUGUGUGUGUGUGUUUGCGCUUGUGUGUUAGUGUGUGUGCGCGUGUGAGUGAGUUAGUGUGUGUGUGUGUGUUAGAGUGUAUAUAUAUGUUUGUGUGAGUGAGUUAGUGUGUGUGUGUUUGCGCUUGUGUGUAGGGUGUGUGUGAGUGAGUUAGUGUGUAUGUGUGUUAGAGUGUAUAUAUAUGUUUGUGUGUGUGUGUGUUUGCUCACACAUCACUGAUGAUGUUUUACGUUUGUUGUCUAAUAAAUGUUCUCUUCGAUAUGUUUUCUAACAGUUUCUGUUUAAGAUGUUUUUUUUUUAGACAUUUUGAUGUAUGUAAACAUUGAUUGUGUCAUUAUUUACUUUGACAUUUGUUCUUCAUAUGUUUGAGUGAGUAAAGUGAUCUUGUGCUACACACUGACUGAGAGACGAGAUCUUCUGAACAUGAUGCGUUCACUUUCAUGAUCGUUAUUUACAUUUGUAAAUGUGUUUUUAUAUAAACAGCUGUGCUCAAUACAUCCUAUCAUGA